AUGCCCAAUGUGGGACUCACUAUAAAUGCUCGCUUCUCCUUCUUUAGAUCUUUGCCUCAAACACCAUUCUCCGUUUCCAAGAACACCAAACUCAAAACACUAAUUUUCUUCUUCGUCAUCACCGUAACCAUGUCAAUGGCAACUUCUCCUCACACCGCUCUCUUCCAAACCCGCACCACCCCUUUCCGCCUCUCUUCCCCUCGCCCCACCUCCUUCAAACCAACAACAGUCAAAUGCACCACCCAGCUCCACACCCAACCCCCACCCCUCACCCACGCCCAAGAUCGCGUCUUCAACUUCGCUGCCGGCCCUGCCACCCUCCCGGAAAAGGUCCUCCUCCGUGCCCAAUCCGAGCUCUACAACUGGGGUGGAUCCGGCAUGAGCGUUAUGGAAAUGAGCCACCGCGGCAAGGAGUUUCUCUCCAUAAUCCAAAAGGCCGAAUCGGAUCUCCGCACCCUCCUCCAGAUCCCGCCGGAGUAUUCCGUCCUCUUCCUCCAGGGCGGCGCCACAACCCAAUUCGCAGCCGUGCCUCUCAACCUCUGCUCCCCUGACGACGCCGUCGACUACAUCGUCACUGGCUCCUGGAGCGACAAGGCGGCCAAGGAGGCGCAGAAGUACUGCAAACCCAACGUGAUCUGGUCUGGGAAAUCCGAAAAGUACACAAAGGUUCCGUCUUUUGGCGAUUUGCAGCAGAAUCGGGGUUCCAGGUAUUUGCAUAUUUGUGCCAAUGAGACUAUUCACGGGGUUGAGUACAAGGAGUACCCUGUUCCUCAGAGUGGUGUUUUGGUUGCUGAUAUGUCAUCAAAUUUCUGCUCGAAGCCUGUGGAUAAGUGA
Molecule: messenger RNA, 834 nt
Organism: Vigna umbellata (rice bean)
Lineage: Eukaryota; Viridiplantae; Streptophyta; Magnoliopsida; Fabales; Fabaceae
Source: RefSeq, a predicted model, not a curated record